AUGGCACUGAAGCCGCUGCUUGGACUGCUGUUGAUAGGGACCUCAGUAUCGAUUGCUGGCGCCUAUGAUGCGGAACUAUCCAGUGAAGUCAGCGCUUUCAUCCCUUCUUGUGCCCAAGGAUGCUUCAAGGCGUUCGUCCAAGAGAACUAUGCAUCUUCAUCGUGUGGCACUUCUGCAUCGCUACAAUGUCUUUGUUCUCAUGAGUCGGCUGCCAACCUUACUGUCGGAGAGGCUGCUGCAGAAUGUAUUGGUGGAUCCUUCUUCUUUGGCAUAUGUACAGCAGACGAUGGCAAGCAAGCAGGAGUGGCAUACCAGAUGUGUUCGGGCCAGAUAAGCGCCCUUCCAAAUACGCAGCCAACUCCUCUGUCGGCCGCCUUUGUGCUGGGUGGUGGAAGCGUGGUCAUAUCAACGUCGACAAGUACCACAUCGACCUACACUACCGCACCAAUCUCCACAAGUCAUGGCACUACUUCGACAAUGCUCACGACUUCUGUGUCAUCUGCCACGACUGCAUCAAGCACAUCGUUGGUGCCAUCGCCCACAUCGACAACAACACGGCCAACAGAGACCGCCAGCGCUCAGACAAGUGAGACACCGACCGCGACCUCAACAUCCUUGAACAAGGGCCAAAUCGCAGGCAUUACGGUGGGCGUUGCUGGAGCUAUCAUCCUGGCACUCGUCUCCAUAUUUAUGGCGCGUCGUGCGAGGAAACGAAGAUAUCCCGGCCUCGAUGAAGAGGGUUUCAUGCCUAUGGAAGAGAAGAGUAGUUCUGGGGGCCGGAGUGCGGCUGCCAGGCUCACCAAAAUAUUUCACAUUUCGCCACCUAUACUGAGGAAUCAACGGCCAUUCACACCAGAAACGCCGCCGUCAGGAAGCGAGUACCCAAACGUUGACCGAAAUACAAUAGGACUUGCUAUCUCACGGCCACGGAGUGAGGUUGUCCCCAAACCACAAAGUCCAGUACGGGAGCGACGAAUGUCAAAGCUGUUACCGCCAAAGCCGCUGCGGCCGUCCAAGCCGAAUCUGACGCUGAACAUCCCAACUGCCGUCCAUCCUGCACUUCGUACUCAUUCGUCACAACCUCAGACGGAUAGAACAAGCACCAUGACGAACAUGACGGCUUUUGCUGAUUUGGACACGGAAGCACCCGAAGGCGGCCAAAUAUGGCGCCCACCACCUUCGGAUCCUCAAUCAGCGACAACAUACUACGUUGCUGAUAAAUGGGGCAACUGGGUUCUCAAUAAUACCAACAGACAGUCGCAACUCGCUGGUGUUGCAGAGGCAGCCGAGUUGGACACUUAUACGCCUUUGACGAAGUCGCCCAUUGAAAAGCAGGAAGAGCAGGCGGCGACGGCAUUGGCCACGGCGAUCUCUGCAGCCUCUGCCCCUGAGCUCCCAAUGCCACCACAGGUUCUACUAAAGCCAGAUGGGCGAGAUGCAUACAUGUCUCAAGCUUCCAGCGUAUACUCCCAAAACAGCGCCUUUCGCAACUCUGAUCGGCCGCCGAUGCCCACAAUUAGGAGGAUGAGCAGUUCGGGUCAGAGGAGGACUAGCCGAUCAGACUCCAAGGCUUCCAUGGAUUCGGCGACAACCAUUCAAUCAAGUUCCUCUGCCGGUGGUCCGUUUGACGACAGCCCUCCCGUUGAAGAGGCCGAACCCAGCCGUCUGUCUACACUUUCGCCAGUCAUUGAGUCGCCCCGUACGCCCACAGGCCGCUCGCCAGUCACGUACCCAAAAAUACCUGGACGGCUCGACUUGGCAACGAUCCGUAUGGUUCCUCCACCCAAGCGACCGAGCUUUACAUCUUCGCCUCCGGGACAGCCGAGCCCGACUCUCGGAGCAGUCGUUCCAAUAAAGGGAUCUCCGUCUGCUUAUCCGCGGCCGCUAAAUCCAAGACGAGGAGAUCAGACAGGAAUCAUUAAUGCGCCAAACUUGCGGCCAUCCCAUCAGUCGACAGGCUCAGGAUUCUCUCCGGAACAGCCGUCGAUACGUCAACCCCCCGCAACACCCCCAAAUGUGCCUCUUCGAUCUGAAAUGCGUCUAUCGCGACAAUUUCCCCCACGCCUGGAUACCUACAACCUCCCACCACCGCCACAGACGCGGGCCUCGUCCUUUGUGUCACCCACCAGUGCUGUGACGACAUCUUCGGUGGCCAGUUCCUUGCUUGCAAAACGGGUCGGCAAUGAAAAGGCCGCCGCCCUGUCGCUCGAAAAUAACCAAAAGAAACCCACUGCCGCAUGGAAGCGUCACGGUCCCGGUGGACUCUUGAGCCCAGACAUGGCAGCAAUGAUGUCGCCGGGUGCUCGUGGCCUCGGAAGCGGCGGACUUCCGGCUACACCUACUUGGCAACCGAAACUGACCCCUACACGAAGGGGUGACGAUCUCUUCCUGAAUGUUCAGUGA
Molecule: messenger RNA, 2403 nt
Organism: Pestalotiopsis fici W106-1
Lineage: Eukaryota; Fungi; Ascomycota; Sordariomycetes; Amphisphaeriales; Sporocadaceae
Exons: 2
Coding region: 1-2403 (800 amino acids)
Source: RefSeq, a predicted model, not a curated record